AUGUCUCUGGACAUGGGGCAGCUAAGGUCCACUAUAAAAGCCAGCCCAGCCCCGUGCUCCCUCAUCCACUUCUCUGGCCUUCUCCUCCUUGGGAACCAGGUGAACCUCCUGCCCCCAGACAUGUCCUGCUACGACCAGUGCCAGCCCUGCCUGCCGUGCCAGCCCUGUGGCCCAACUCCACUGGCCAGCAGCUGCAAUGAGCCCUGUGUCAGGCAGUGCCAGAACUCCACCAUCGUCAUCCAGCCCUCUCCUGUGGUGGUGACCCUGCCCGGCCCCAUCCUCAGCUCCUUCCCACAGAACACCGUUGUGGGAUCCUCCACCUCUGCUGCCGUUGGCAGCAUCCUCAGCUGUGACGGAGUUCCCAUCAACUCCGGGUGCUGUGACCUCUCCUGUAUUGCCAGUCGCUACUGUGGCAGCAGGUGCCGCCCCUGCUAAAGAUGCCAGACAGUGCCCCAGACCAGGACCCCAGGAACUCACAACAUGCUGCUGGACAGAAGAACAGACCUUCACGCUCCUGUUUUAAGAGGGGCUGACCAUCUCUGUCUUGUCCUGUAAAGACAGACAGGAAGGGGCCAACCUGGUCUCUCUGUCAACAUGGCCAAUGUUUACCUUUUCUGUUUUCCACUCACUCACUCUUUUUCUCUCUUUUCCUUGUUGCCUUCUGCUGCCCUCCAAGCUCUCUGUGAAAUCCCCAGAAACCAACCUGGUGUGACAUGCAAGCCUCUCUCCACUUGUGGGUCCAGUUAGACGGAUACCCUGUGGCAAGUCUGCCAUUCAAA
Messenger RNA from Anas platyrhynchos (mallard), 779 nucleotides. RefSeq names its product feather keratin Cos1-2-like. Gene Ontology annotation, molecular function: structural constituent of cytoskeleton. The record is from RefSeq and is a predicted model, not a curated record. Gene Ontology annotation, cellular component: intermediate filament. NCBI's taxonomy places the organism in Eukaryota, Metazoa, Chordata, Aves, Anseriformes, Anatidae.